CUCCAAACCAAAACCCCCCCAAAUUGUUCAUCGCUUUCUAGAACUCUCUACGUCUUCCCCUUAAACCUCUCGUAAGGGUUUAAUUUCAUUUUGGAAUUCGCCUCUUCUACCAACUCUUAUCUUUUCACAGCGCUUCAUGGCUCCAGUUUUCAGCAGAAGCUUAUCCACUGUUGCUCUUUCUUCACUUCCUUCCUCUUUUUCUUACCCUCUACCUACCAGUGGUACGCGCUUGAGCUUGGGAAGCGCUUUUCUGCCCCGAAAUGGGCUCAGAAACGGGUUUUCUUGUGGUGGGUUGAAGUGGAAGAUUGAGAAGAAGGUCAAUCGGAUUGCGGUCAGGUGCGAGGCGGCCGUCGCCGAGAAAGAAGCGGCUGAGACUCCCGGUGAGAAGUUUGAGUACCAAGCUGAGGUUAGUCGCCUCCUGGAUUUGAUUGUUCACAGUCUAUACAGCCACAAGGAGGUGUUUCUUCGAGAGCUAGUGAGUAACGCGAGUGAUGCUUUAGACAAGCUAAGAUUUUUGAGCGUGACUGAACCCUCUCUGCUUGGAGAAGCUGGUGACCUUGAAAUUCGUAUCAAACCUGAUGCCGACAGUGGUACUAUCACCAUAACAGAUACUGGUAUUGGAAUGACUAAAGAAGAGCUCAUUGACUGUCUCGGAACUAUAGCUCAGAGUGGCACUUCAAGAUUCUUGAAGGCCCUGAAGGAAAACAAGGAUGCUGGAGCAGACAAUAGCUUGAUUGGUCAAUUUGGUGUUGGAUUUUAUUCGGCCUUUCUUGUCGCUGAAAAGGUUGUUGUAUCCACCAAGAGCCCAAAAUCGGAUAAACAAUAUGUUUGGGAAGCAGUGGCUGAUAGUAGUUCAUAUGUUAUUAGGGAAGAAACAGAUCCUGAAAAGCUUUUACCGCGAGGAACACAGAUCACACUCUACUUAAGGGAAGAUGACAAGUAUGAAUUCUCUGAUCCAACCAGAAUUCAAGGUUUGGUAAAAAAUUAUUCACAGUUCGUUUCCUUCCCUAUCUUCACAUGGCAAGAGAAGUCAAAAACUGUGGAGGUGGAAGAAGAAGAAGAACUCAAAGAAGGAGAAGAACCAAAACCAGAUGGCACGAAGAAAAAGAAGACAGUAACCGAGAAGUAUUGGGACUGGGAAUUGGCUAAUGAAACAAAGCCAAUCUGGAUGCGGAAUGCUAAAGAGGUUGAGAAGGAUGAGUACAAUGAAUUCUAUAAGAAGACAUUUAAUGAAUUUUUAGAGCCACUCGCAUAUUCUCACUUCACCACUGAGGGCGAAGUGGAGUUCAGGAGUGUUCUUUAUAUUCCUGGAAUGGCACCUAUGAAUAAUGAGGAUGUUGUGAAUCCUAAAACAAAAAAUAUUCGUCUGUAUGUUAAGCGUGUCUUCAUCUCUGAUGAUUUUGAUGGUGAGCUGUUUCCACGAUAUUUGAGCUUUGUGAAAGGUGUGGUAGAUUCCGAUGACCUCCCCCUAAAUGUUUCUCGAGAAAUUCUUCAAGAAAGCCGAAUCGUGAGAAUUAUGAGGAAGAGACUUGUCAGAAAAACAUUUGACAUGAUUCAAGACAUCUCUGAAAGUGAAAAUAAAGAGGAUUACAAGAAAUUCUGGGAGAAUUUUGGCCGGUUCUUAAAAUUAGGAUGCAUUGAGGACACUGGAAAUCACAAGCGUAUAACACCAUUAUUGCGGUUUUACACCUCCAAAAGUGAAGAGGAGCUGAAGAGCUUAGAUGAUUAUGUCGAGAACAUGGGCGAGAAUCAGAAGGCAAUUUACUAUUUGGCGACUGACAGCCUAAAGAGUGCCAAGAGUGCUCCAUUCUUGGAGAAAUUGCUUCAAAAAGAUAUUGAGGUUCUUUACUUGAUUGAACCCAUCGAUGAAGUUGCAAUCCAGAACUUGCAGACAUACAAAGAGAAGAAAUUUGUUGAUAUUAGCAAGGAAGAUUUAGAGCUGGGCGACGAGGAUGAAGUCCAAGAAAGAGAAACUAAGCAAGAUUACAACCUCCUCUGUGACUGGAUGAAGCAACAACUAGGUGACAAGGUAGCAAAAGUCCAAGUCUCUAAGCGCUUAAGCUCUUCUCCGUGUGUCCUAGUUUCUGGCAAGUUUGGAUGGUCUGCAAAUAUGGAAAGGUUAAUGAAGGCACAGGCUCUCGGAGAUACUUCGAGUUUGGAGUUUAUGAGGGGACGGAGAAUUUUGGAGAUUAAUCCAGAUCAUCCGAUCGUCAAGGAUCUAAAUGCCGCUUGCAAAAAUUCACCGGAUAGCAGUGAUGCUACUAGAGCCGUUGAUCUUUUAUACGAGACAGCAUUGAUAUCCAGUGGAUUCUCUCCUGAUAGUCCAGCUGAACUAGGAAACAAGAUAUAUGAGAUGAUGGCAAUGGCUCUUGGAGGCAGAUGGGGUAGAUUAGAGGACAACGUCGAAGAUGCUGCUUCUGCUGCUGCUGCUGAAUCCGAAAGUACCGAGGCACCGGAAGUGCAAGUGAUCGAGCCCUCGGAAGUGAGGGCAGAGGAUGAUCCAUGGCAGGAUUAGGAUGAAAUUAACCUUGGCUAGAUGUUAGAAGCCAGCCUUUUGACACUGCUGUGAAAGAAACAAGAUAUUGGUGGUGUUUGGCAGAUCAUUCAACAAGUUUUGAUUCAUAAAUGCAUCGAUUUCGAUGAUUAAAUCUCGAUCCAGUGGGUAUAAAAAUGCAAAAAGGUACACAAUUCUUGA
Cucurbita maxima (winter squash) is the source of this 2695-nucleotide messenger RNA. RefSeq names its product heat shock protein 90-5, chloroplastic-like. Bases 137 to 2515 code for a protein of 792 amino acids. Lineage: Eukaryota; Viridiplantae; Streptophyta; Magnoliopsida; Cucurbitales; Cucurbitaceae. The record is from RefSeq and is a predicted model, not a curated record. Gene Ontology annotation, molecular function: ATP-dependent protein folding chaperone; ATP binding; ATP hydrolysis activity. Gene Ontology annotation, cellular component: perinuclear region of cytoplasm; cytosol; protein-containing complex. Gene Ontology annotation, biological process: cellular response to heat; protein stabilization; protein folding. The transcript is spliced from 19 exons.